CAGUACACACACACACUCUCUCUCUCUUCUCUUCUUAUUCCUUUCUUCCUGUUGCUCAUUCCAUUCCCAUACCUCCCUCUCUUCUAGCCCUUCCUUCGCACUAUCAUCCUUUUUCCUUCACUCUUCUUUGCUCUCGUCGUUGACCAAUCUCCUUCCGAACCCCUAACGCCGUUGUCUUCCAUUCCGUCAUGAAGUUUGGUAACAACCUUCAGAAUUCCAUCUACCCUCCAUGGGAGAACAACUAUGUCCAGUACAACGUCUUGAAGAAGCAGCUGGAGGCCGGUCUGUCAAAGCCAGCAGGAUGGACUGAGCGCGACGAGGGCACGUUUGGCGAGACCAUCGACAGCGACCUCACCAAGGUGUUCAACUUUGUGAAUGCAAAGUUCGAGGAGCUACAGGAGAGGACAACCCAAGCAGAAGUCAAGGUCGCGACAUUCCAGGAGGCCUACAACCAAAAGGCGAUUGAGACCUUGACCUCCAGUAUCUCUGAGAUCACAGACGAGGUCAACCAGCUCUCCAAGUACUGCAGAAUCAACUAUGCCGGGUUUCUCAAGAUCGUCAAGAAGCACGACAAAAAUGUGCCAUACAAGUUGAGACCCGUCUUCAUGGUCCAGCUCAAGUCGCGCGCCUUUUACAAUGUCAACUUUGAUUCACUGGUAGUGCGCCUUUCCAAGCUUUACCACUCUCUUGGAGCACAGUCCUUGCCCUUUGGCACGCCGUCCUUGCCCUUUGGCACGCCAUCCUUACCCUUUGGCACGCCGUCCCUGCCCUUUGGCACGCCCAUCACCCCCUCGAUACUCACAGCAAUGGCCGGCAAGGAGGGACUCGACCGCAAAUCCUUUAAAUUCUGGGUUCACCCAGAUAAUGUCAUGGAGGUCAAGACCACUGUCCUCAAGCAUCUGCCGGUCAUCCUUUAUACCCCACGUGGACCCAACACUGCAGAGUCGCUAGAUCCAUCGCUCUCCUCCGUCUACCUCGAUAACACUGCAUUUGAUCUGUAUAGCAGCAAGCUGGAGCGUCAGGAGGGUGCUCAGGCCAUUCGCCUGCGCUGGUAUGGAAGUCCCUCCAACAAUGAAAUCUAUGUCGAACGCAAGAUUCACCAUGAAAUCAACAAAUUUGGAGAGUAUCACGAUCGCUUUACCAUCAAGGAGAAAUACGUUGACGCCUUCUUGAAGGGAGAAUAUACAAUGGAUCGCCAGAUUGCCAAACUGCGAGAACAAGGAGUUAAGUCCCCCGCUGAAGUUGAACGGUUUGAGGAAAUGGUCAAGGACGUGCAAAGAUGUAUCGUGGACAUGAAGCUCAAGCCAGUCUUGAGAACUGUAUAUAACAGAACGGCAUUCCAGAUCCCAGGCGACAAGCGCGUCCGUCUCUCACUGGACACGGACCUUUGCAUGAUCCGCGAGGACAACCUGGACAACACAACUCGAUCCGGCAACCACUGGCGUCGCAUGGACAUUGAUUAUCCUAUGGGAACUAAGACAGCAUACGAACAGGAUAUGACGCGCUUCAACUAUGCAAUCCUGGAGGUCAAACUGGAGCUGCCUGCUGGCAAGUCUACGCCUGGAUGGGUCGAGGAACUCAUGAACAGCCAUUUGGUGGAGUCCGCAGAGACAUUCUCCAAGUAUGUCCAUGGUGUCGCCGUCCUGCUGGAAAGCCACGUGGCCCUUUUGCCCUUCUGGCUUGCUCAACUCGAGAAGGACUCUGUCCGCAACACUGAUUCUAUGCGGGGUCAGUUGGCCGUCAACACACCAUCGAUCAGCAGGGCCAACUCAACGGCAGACAUACACAGCAUCAAUAGCCGUCGCACCUCAAUUGCGUCCGGAUCCGAAUCCGACAACGGAGCCAGUACGCGAUCGCUGUCGAAGGGAAAGCAGAAGUCGAUGGAUAUUAUCGUUGACAAUCAAUACGGCCAGCAGAACGGCCAGUACAGUUCUCAUUCAAAACCUGCAUCUAAAGCCAGCAGUAUUGGCAAAAAGCCCUUUGGCUUUAAGGGACUUGGUGGCGUCUUCAGGAAAUCAAAGGGCAAGGAUUCGCGCGAGAGCAGCCCACUGCUCGGCCCCAGCGACCGUUACGACUCUGUUCCUCAGAUCAGAAUUAUUCCACCAAAGCCUAAGAAGGUCGUUGGACCACUGAAGGUCGAGGCCAAGGUCUUUUUCGCUAACGAGCGCACGUUCCUUAAAUGGAUGAACUUUGCUGUUCUAUUGGGAGCCCUCGGCGUGGGCCUCUUCAACGCAGGCGACAACAUUGGACGCUUUGCAGGGAUUAUCUUGGCAGUUACGGCUCUAAUUACCCUUGUUUACUCGAUCUGGCUAUAUGAGAAGCGACUGACUAUGCUUCGCAACAAGGAUCCAGGUCCAUAUGACGAGCCUGUGAUGCCGACGUUGAUGUGUGUCUGUAUGCUUACUGCCAUCUCCUUGAACUUCUAUCUUAAGUCGACCGUCAAGUCGAAGCCUUAAAAACUACAACUUGCAUUCUUUCUUCAUCGUCCUCCGACGUUGCCACCAAUUUUUUUAAUAAAAGAAAUCUGAAUCACAUGAUA
Messenger RNA from Gamsiella multidivaricata, 2539 nucleotides. RefSeq names its product VTC domain-containing protein. Lineage: Eukaryota; Fungi; Mortierellomycota; Mortierellomycetes; Mortierellales; Mortierellaceae. Gene Ontology annotation, cellular component: vacuolar transporter chaperone complex; fungal-type vacuole membrane. The record is from RefSeq and is a predicted model, not a curated record. The transcript has 5 exons. Bases 189 to 2456 code for a protein of 755 amino acids.